AUGCUUGUCAAGGAAUCUCACGUCGACCUUCAGACUUCCUCAGGACCCAUGAGGGUGUUUAUCUACCAGCCCAACGUCCCUGAUUACCCUGAUGCAAAAUUCCCUGGUGUCGCCGUCUUCACUGAGAUCUACCAGGUGACGGGACCCUUGGACCGCUUCUGCAGACAGAUCGCCAGUCAGGGAUAUGUGGUUGCUUGUAACGAGUCCUUCCACGAAUUUGAGCCCCUAGGAUCGCCACUUGCCUAUGAUGUCCCUGGAACAGAUAAGGGCAACUUGUACAAGAUUGAGAAGGAGCUGGCUGCAUAUGAUGAGGAUGCGACACUGGUGAUUGACCACUUGGUCGGCCGUCCUGACUGCACUGGCAAGAUCGGCGCCACUGGCAUGUGUCUCGGUGGACACUUGGCCUUCCGCGCGGCGUUUGACCCACGCGUGUUGGCGACUGUAUGCUAUUUCGCCACAGAUAUCCACUCUGAGACACUUGGAAAGGGAAAGAACUCAAACUCGUUGAAGAGGAUCCCUGAGAUCCAGGGCGAGGUCGUGAUGAUCUUUGGCAAGCAGGAUAACCAUGUACCUCGGGCUGGACGGGAUUUGAUCAGAAAGACUCUAGAAGAUGCAGAUGUCACGACUACCUUCUUGGAGGUGCAGGCUCAACACGCUUUCAUCCGUGAUGAACUGAGCAAAGGAAGAUAUGACGCCGCAAUCUCUAAGGUGUGCUUCGAGCUGCUUCUGGAACUUUUCCACCGCAACCUUCACCUGGACUUGGGUCCUCGCAAGGGCCCUAAGCGCGACACCAAGGACCUCCCUCUCAUUUGCUAG
Molecule: messenger RNA, 816 nt
Organism: Linnemannia hyalina
Lineage: Eukaryota; Fungi; Mortierellomycota; Mortierellomycetes; Mortierellales; Mortierellaceae
Source: the annotation of a GenBank genome assembly